UAUAUCUCUCGAGUUUCUUUGUGUCUCCCUCCAACUCCAAUCCAGUAUUCUCUCACCGGUUCCCCUUUCCUCUCUUCUUCUUCUUCUUCUCGAUUUUGUUCUUUCCAAUUUCUUCUGUUGCCUUUUCCCCUCUUUCUUCCCACCUCCUGUCGAGCGAGACUGGGUCCUGCUCGGGGGCAGGUAAUAAUGUCGCCGGGCGCGAGAGACCUGCAGCUGGCUCGAGUCGCCGGCGGCCAGGACGCUGAUGCCGGUGACAUGGAGGACGUCAGGCUCCUGGACUCGUACGAACAGCGGGAAUCCGAUGAUGUGAUCGAGGCUGGAGAAGGCGAGGAAGGAGGAGAGGGAAUGAUGAGGAGGAUUCAGGUCAGGAUUACCGGGAUGACCUGUGCUGCCUGCUCCAAUUCCGUCGAAUCAGCUCUCAGGAGCGUCAAUGGCGUUGUCUCCGCCUCUGUUGCGCUGCUUCAGAACAGGGCCGAUGUCGUGUUUGACCCCAGCUUGGUCAAGGACGAUGAUGUCAAGAAUGCAAUUGAGGAUGCAGGGUUUGAUGCAGAGGUUAUGCCUCAACCUACUACAACGAAGAAAAAUUCAGACAGUAAAACCCUGGUGGGUCAGUUCACAAUUGGGGGUAUGACUUGUGCCGCUUGUGUGAACUCAGUUGAAGGUAUUUUGAGAAAUCUUCCUGGUGUGAAGAGGGCUGUUGUGGCGCUGGCCACAUCUUUAGGGGAAGUUGAGUAUGAUCCCACGAUAAUUGAUAAGAAUGACAUAGUGAAUGCCAUUGAAGAUGCUGGUUUCGAAGGGGCACUUGUACAGAGCAGUCAGCAGGACAAAAUCAUAGUGGGAGUUAGUGGAGUAAUGACAGAGAUGGACGCACAACUUUUGGAAGGAAUACUUAGCACAUCAAGAGGCGUUCGUCAAUUCCGUUACAACAGGAUAUCCACCGAACUUGAAGUUCUUUUUGACCCUGAAGUCAUUAGCUCUAGAUCCUUGGUUGAUGGGGUCGAGGAAGGGAGCAAUGGCCAAUUCAAAUUACACGUUAUCAAUCCAUAUGCAAGAAUGACGUCUAAAGAUAAUGAGGAAGCGUCCAAUAUGUUCAGACUUUUCAUGUCCAGCUUGCUUUUCAGUAUUCCAGUCUUUUUCAUAAGAGUGAUAUGCCCUCAUAUACCACUGCUAUAUUCUGUGCUACUCUGGCGUUGUGGACCGUUCAUCAUGGAUGAUUGGUUGAAGUGGGCAUUGGUGAGUGUGGUUCAGUUUGUAAUUGGGAAGCGCUUCUAUGUAGGAGCUGCAAGGGCACUUAAAAAUGGUUCAACCAAUAUGGAUGUGUUAGUUGCACUUGGAACCUCCGCCUCGUACUUCUACUCUGUUUGUGCCCUUCUAUACGGCGCUGCCACUGGGUUCUGGUCUCCUACCUACUUUGAAACAAGUUCCAUGUUGAUAACAUUCGUAUUAUUGGGGAAGUAUUUGGAAUGUCUUGCAAAGGGAAAAACAUCUGAUGCCAUCAAAAAGUUAGUAGAACUUGCACCAGCAACUGCAUUACUGGUUGACAAAGACAAAGGUGGAAACAUUCGAGAAAGAGAAAUAGACGCCUUACUGAUUCAGCCUGGUGAUACUUUAAAAGUUAUUCCUGGUGGAAAAAUUCCUGCAGAUGGUGUUGUUGUAUGGGGUUCAAGUUAUGUUAAUGAGAGUAUGGUAACUGGAGAGUCGGAGCCUGUUCUCAAGGAAGCUACUUCAUCAGUUAUUGGUGGUACUAUUAACUUACAUGGUGUGCUACAUGUAAAGGCCACUAAAAUUGGAUCGGAUGCUGUUCUGAGCCAGAUAAUUUGUUUGGUUGAAACAGCACAGAUGUCCAAAGCUCCAAUUCAGAAAUUUGCAGAUUUUGUUGCUAGCAUUUUUGUCCCUACAGUUGUUGCCAUGUCUUUGAUUACAUUAUUGGGCUGGUACAUUGGUGGAAAAAUAGGAGCUUAUCCUGAAGAGUGGCUUCCUGAAAAUGGCAAUUUCUUUGUCUUCUCUCUCAUGUUUUCAAUAUCAGUGGUGGUAAUUGCAUGUCCAUGUGCGCUUGGGUUGGCAACACCAACAGCAGUGAUGGUUGCCACUGGAGUUGGAGCUAAGCAUGGUGUGUUGAUAAAAGGAGGAGAUGCUUUGGAAAGGGCUCAAAAGAUCAAUUACGUGAUAUUUGAUAAAACUGGAACUUUAACUCAAGGUAAAGCAACAGUCACCACUGCAAAAGUUUUCACAGCAAUGGAUCGUGGAGAAUUCCUCAGAUGGGUGGCUUCUGCAGAGGCGAGCAGUGAGCAUCCAUUGGCAAAAGCAAUAGUGGAGUAUGCACGGCACUUCCAUUUCUUUGAUGGGCCUUCUCCAACAAAGGAUGGUGAAACCCACAAUAAAGAUUCAACAAUAUCCGGGUGGCUUUUGGAUGUCUCUGAUUUCUCUGCACUACCUGGAACGGGUGUCAAGUGCUGUAUAGAUGGCAAACGAGUCCUGGUGGGUAACCGGAAGCUCAUGGCUGAGAAUGGCAUUGAAAUCUCAGCUGCUACCGAGAGUUUUGUAGUAGAACUUGAAGAUUCUGCAAAGACGGGCAUACUUGUUGCAUUUGAUGACAAGUUGAUUGGCGUUCUGGGAGUUGCGGAUCCUUUGAAGAGAGAAGCUGCUGUCGUUGUAGAAGGGCUUCAAAAAAUGGGCGUCGAACCAGUCAUGGUCACUGGAGACAACUGGCGGACAGCUCGUGCAGUAGCCAAAGAGGUAUGUAUUCCUUAUCUUAAAUCAACCAAAAAUGGGCUCACCAGAAACUUUUAUCAUCUGGAAGAGGAGCUAAGAGCACGUUGCAUCCAAAGCAGGUUGGGAUUAAAGAUGUAAGAGCAGAAGUAAUGCCAGCAGGCAAGGCCGAUGUGGUCCGCGCACUUCAAAAGGACGGGAGCACGGUUGCCAUGGUUGGUGAUGGCAUAAACGACUCCCCGGCCCUGGCUGCAUCUGAUGUCGGCAUGGCCAUUGGUGCGGGGACGGAUAUAGCAAUAGAAGCUGCCGACUACGUGCUGAUGAGGAACAACUUGGAGGACGUAAUCACGGCCAUCGAUCUGUCGAGGAAAACGUUUGCUCGCAUCCGUUUGAACUACAUGUUUGCGAUGGUGUACAAUGUGGUGGCGAUACCCAUAGCUGCUGGGGUGUUCUUCCCUUAUUUGAGGAUCGAGUUGCCGCCGUGGGCAGCAGGUGCCUGCAUGGCGCUGUCAUCGGUGAGUGUAGUGUGUUCUUCUUUAUUUUUGAGACGAUACAAGAAGCCCAGACUCACCACGUUACUGAAAAUUACUGUGGAGUAGAUAAGGAGGAAAGUGUGAAGUAAAUAACAUUGUAAUGUUGUGAUGAAUUGUUGCAACAAAACGGGGGGAAAUGUUGUGAGGGUAAAGUAAAAGGAGGGAAUAGAGAAUUUGGGGAGGUUCUGGGCUGAAUAGCUAUUCGUCGCCCUAAAAUUCAAAUUUUUUUGACCCUUUUACCCUCUGGCCACAAUUUCUAACCAAAACCUAAACAAUCCUUACCUUGCCAGCCGCCGCAGAACUCCUCUGUCCUCCGUCCACUGCUGCCGCUGCCAGAUUCCUAUCGCCGACAAGAAAAAAUGGAAACAGACAGACACUGGAUGUCAUGAUCUUAUAUAUACAUGUCCAUUAUUUUAUUUUUGUACUUAAAUUCAUUUAUUAGCAUCACAACAAGCAAGCACCUAGCAAACCUCAACCCGACCACCGCCACUUCCCUACUGUCCUGAUGCUGCCAGAUUCUUUAGUUGGCACUGAGCAAGAGCCAAGAGGAAGGGAACGAAGGAGGAAGGAGGAUUUGGGUUUGUUUUUUU
Messenger RNA from Linum tenue, 3832 nucleotides. Lineage: Eukaryota; Viridiplantae; Streptophyta; Magnoliopsida; Malpighiales; Linaceae. The record is from the annotation of a GenBank genome assembly.